This is a messenger RNA of Frankliniella occidentalis (western flower thrips), 3212 nucleotides long. RefSeq names its product C-1-tetrahydrofolate synthase, cytoplasmic (gene pug). The record is from RefSeq and is a predicted model, not a curated record. Gene Ontology annotation, molecular function: methenyltetrahydrofolate cyclohydrolase activity; methylenetetrahydrofolate dehydrogenase (NADP+) activity; formate-tetrahydrofolate ligase activity. Gene Ontology annotation, cellular component: cytosol. Gene Ontology annotation, biological process: tetrahydrofolate interconversion. Bases 189 to 3008 code for a protein of 939 amino acids. Lineage: Eukaryota; Metazoa; Arthropoda; Insecta; Thysanoptera; Thripidae. The transcript has 13 exons.
CUGUGCUGUGACUUGACUGCGGCGGAUGCUGUGUGUUGUGUCGAACAACAUUCUCGCGACGUCUUCGUGGUGUCACUCCACCACUUCAGUCUCGAGGCGGCCCUUCAUCUGGCAGCGUUGAGCGUCUUUCCGAAGUAGUCCUCUAAUUCUUCGUUCCCUCUUCAUCAUUAGGCAGGAACACAACAGCCAUGGCAUCUCAAGGCGAUUCUGUCGCUAAAGUGCUGUCAGGCACUGAAGUCUCAAAGGAAAUCCAGGCUGGGCUGGCUGCUGAUGUUGUCAAAAUGGCACAAGUUCUUCCAAACUUCAGACCAGGCCUUGCCAUUGUGCAGGUUGGCGGACGAGAAGAUUCUAAUGUUUACAUUCGAAUGAAAUUAAAGGCUGCUGAACAGAUUGGAAUCCACGCUGUUCGUCAUCAAUUUCCCAGAUCAAUCACCGAGGCUGAGCUCCUGAUGAAACUGAAAGCUCUGAAUGAUGACCCCAGUGUCCAUGGAAUCAUUGUACAGAUGCCUCUUGACUGUGAGAACAAAAUUGAUUCUCACCUUAUAACAGAUUUUGUUUCACCUGCUAAAGAUGUUGAUGGGUUGAACACAAUUAAUGAAGGGCGUGUUGCUAUUGGUGACAUGAGUGGUUUUGUACCGUGCACUCCCAAUGGCUGUAUUGAGCUUAUCAAAAAGAGUGGAGUAUCUAUGCAGGGUGCCCAGGCUGUUGUUUUAGGCAGAAGCAAGAUUGUUGGAACCCCAGCUGCUGAACUUCUUAAGUGGCACAAUGCCACAGUUACUGUUUGUCACUCCAGAACUAAAAAUAUGGAAAAAUUGAUCUCUGAAGCUGAUAUAUUGGUUGUGGGUAUUGGUCAGCCAAUGAUGGUAAAGGGUAGUUGGAUCAAGCCGGGAGCAGUAGUAAUUGACUGUGGCAUCAAUGCUAUUCCUGAUCCCUCCAAGAAAUCAGGUCAACGUCUUGUGGGUGAUGUAGCCUAUGAUGAAGCAAAGAAUGUAGCUUCUUACAUUACCCCUGUUCCUGGAGGUGUAGGACCCAUGACUGUUGCCAUGUUGAUGAAAAAUACCGUUCUCUCAGCUCAACGUGCUUUUGAUAAACUAAUCAGUUGUAAAUGGAAUGUACGUCCUCUUCCAUUAAAGCUGCAAUCUCCAAUUCCGUCGGAUAUUACCAUUGCAAGAGCACAGGAACCCAAGGACGUUGUUCAACUAGCUGAGGAAAUUGGAUUAUUCCCCAAUGAAAUUGAGCAGUACGGGAACAAGAAAGCUAAAGUUAAGGUCUCUGUAGUGAAUCGUUUGAAGGAAUCCAAGUCAGGAAAAUAUGUUGUUGUUGCUGGCAUCACACCUACUCCCCUUGGAGAGGGAAAAAGUACCACAACUAUUGGUUUAGUGCAAGCUCUAGCCAUACAUAAAAACAAGAAUUCCUUUGCAUGCGUGAGGCAGCCUUCUCAGGGUCCUACUUUUGGAAUCAAAGGUGGGGCUGCUGGUGGUGGUUACUCCCAGGUUAUUCCAAUGGAUGAGUUCAAUCUUCAUCUUACUGGAGACAUUCAUGCAGUUUCUGCUGCAAAUAACCUUUUGGCUGCUCAAAUUGAUGCUCGUAUAUUCCAUGAAGCCACUCAAAAAGAUGAGGAUCUAUUUGACCGCCUUGUGCCCAAAAAGGGGGGUGUUCGCAAGUUUUCAGCAGUGCAGUUGAGGAGACUGCAGCGAUUAGGCAUCACUAAAUCUGAACCAGACACUCUGAGCCAAGAUGAGAAGAGACGUUUUGCACGCCUUGAUAUUGAUCCUGACACUAUUACUUGGAAACGAGUGGUGGACUUAAAUGACAGGUAUCUGCGAGAAAUAACAGUUGGAGAGUCUCCAUCUGAGAAAGGCAAAACAAGGAAGACAGGCUUUACUAUAUCUGUAGCCAGUGAAAUCAUGGCUAUUCUGUCGCUGUCUCAGGAUAUGGAAGAUAUGAAGGAACGCUUAGCCAAAAUUGUUAUUGGACAUGAUCGCAGCAAAAAUCCUGUUACAGCUGACGAUUUGGGUGUUACCGGAGGGUUGGCAAUUCUUUUGAAAGACACCAUUCAUCCUACCUUGAUGCAAACUCUGGAGGGGACCCCAGUCCUUGUUCAUGCUGGUCCUUUUGCUAACAUUGCUCAUGGAUGCUCAUCCAUUGUUGCUGACAAUGUUGCUCUUAAGCUGGUAGGCCAAGAUGGCUUUGUUGUCACAGAGGCAGGCUUUGGUUCAGAUAUUGGAAUGGAAAAGUUCAUGAACAUCAAGUGCCGCUCCUCUGGUACAGCUCCCAAUGCUGUGGUCUUGGUGUCCACUGUCAGAGCUCUUAAAAUGCAUGGUGGUGGUCCUCCAGUUGUUCCUGGCAUUCCAUUGAAGCCAGAGUACACUCAAGAGAACAUUGAACUAGUAAAGAAGGGUUUGGCUAAUCUUCAGAAGCACAUUAGCAAUGGUCAAAAGUAUGGGGUUCCAGUGAUUGUUGCCAUCAACAGGUUUAAAGAGGAUACUGAUGCAGAGUUGAAUCUAAUCAAGCAAGUCAGCGAAGCUAGUGGAGCAUUUAAAGCUGUGAUCUGUACUCAUUUCGCCAAUGGUGGAGCUGGAGCUGUUGAGUUGGCCGAUGCAGUGAUUGAAGCCUGCAGCAAACCAUCUGCCUUCAAAUUUUUGUAUGAACCUAGUUUGUCUCUUGUGCAAAAAAUGAACAUUAUUGCUAAAGAAAUGUAUGGUGCAGGAGAAGUUAAGAUUUCACCUUUAGUUGAGGAAAGACUGAAAGAGUAUGAAGCCCAAGGGUUUGGAAAAUAUCCUAUCUGUAUGGCUAAAACCUCCCUUUCACUUUCUGGUGAUGCUAGUGUGAAAGGUGCCCCCACUGGUUUUACUCUUGACAUCAACAAUGUUACCCUUAGUGCAGGUGCUGGAUUUGUCGUUGCAUACUGUGGGGACAUUCUCACUAUGCCAGGACUGGGUACCAGGCCAAGCUUCUUCGACAUGGAUUAUGACUCAAUUAAUGAUGAAAUCCAUGGUCUAUUUUGAUUUUGUUCUAAAAAAGGAAUACUGUUUCGUGUCUUGUUUGUGGUAAUUUCUUGUUAAAUUAGUAUUUUUAUAAUCUUACAAUUACUCAUUCCAAACUAUUGCUAGUCACAUGUUUUUGUAUUCACUUCUCCCAUGUAUUUGUCUUUGCCAUAAAUUUCAUACUCCAAAAAAUGUUUUAUGUAAAUAAAAUUUUAUAGAAAUACA